UCUCUGCAUCGACUACACCCGCAAUGGAGAUUCCGAGACGAAUGACAAUCAUGUAAAUGGAUUUUAAUAUAAUUGUGACCGUAAUUUUUUUUCAAUUCCCGCUGAGAAUCCCAAAAGUGUAAGUCAGCAUUAAUAAUUGUAGAACGUACAAGCUCUUCUACAGUUCUACUGUUCGAUAAAUCGUUGCAUAUCCUCAUCGAACUGAGAAUUAUCAUCAACAUCAUCGUCUUGUCAGCUGAAUUUAGAUUUCAAUGCCAAUGGUGAAGGAGCCAGUAAGAGAGUCACCGGCGCAAGAGACGCAGCUUCCUUUCCCUUCAUUUCUGAUCACAUAUUUGUACGCAGGCCACUUCUUAGCCAGAUGGGGUGCCAGAAUGUGGGAAUUCUCUGUUGGUUUAUACAUGAUAAGUGUUUGGCCAGACUCUUUACUUCUUGCUGCAAUUUAUGGUGUUGUUGAAGCUGCCUCUACUGCUUUAUUUGGUCCUGUCAUCGGGCAAUUGGUGGAUAGGUUAGCAUAUGUGAAGGUUCUUCGUCUUUGGUUCGUGUCUCGGAAUCUUUCUUUUCUAAUUGCCGGAAUUUCAGUGAUUGCAUUACUAAUAUCUUCAACCUUGAGAUCGACAAAUUUUGGACUAUUCAUUGUACUUGUGAUAUUAACCAACAUCUCAGGAGCACUUGGAGUUCUUUCCACUCUUACCGGAACCAUCUUGGUUGAAAGAGAAUGGGUGGUGGUUAUAACAGAAGGCCAUCCUCCAGAAUUACUGACAAAGAUUAAUUCAGUUAUCAGACGAAUUGAUUUAACUUGCAAGCUACUAGCUCCAGUUCUUACUGGCUUCAUUAUCAGUUUUGUAUCACUUAAGGCCUCUGCCAUAACUUUAGCUUUAUGGAAUAUCAUAUUUGUGUGGGUGGAAUAUUGGCUUUUCAUGUCUGUACUUAAUGGGAUUCCAGCCUUAGGAGAGAGAAGCAAGACGAGGUUAUUGAGUCUCUCGCCUAUUGAUAUAGAGGAAAUUCCAUCUACCUUUGAGGAGGGGACAAGCUUACUUCCUCAUGAUGAAGGCAAUUCAGCUGAAAGUUGGAGAUACAAAAUCAUAGGCAGGGUUUCAAAGGUCCCUUUUGUUGGUGCAUGGAUUGUGUAUUUACGACAAGAUGUUGUGCUUCCAGGCGUUUCUCUGGCUUUAUUAUAUUUCACUGUCCUCAGCUUUGGAACAUUGAUGACAGCAGCGUUAGAGUGGGAUGGCAUACCUGCAUAUGCUAUUGGAAUAGCACGGGGUGUAAGUGCUACAAUUGGAAUAGCGGCCACAGUUGUUUACCCAAGGUUGCAUUCUCGUAUUUUAGCACUCCGAACUGGACUCUGGUCUAUCUGGUCUCAGUGGGCCUGCCUCCUGAUAUGUGUCGCUUCCGUAUGGAUUGAGAACAGCAUUCUAUCAGCAUAUGUGCUGAUGGCUGGAGUUGCAGCGUCUCGGCUUGGAUUAUGGAUCUUUGAUUUGUCCGUCAUGCAACAGAUGCAGGACCAAGUUUCGGAAUCUGAUCGUUGUGUAGUGGGAGGCGUUCAGAAUUCACUCCAGUCUUAUUUGGAUUUACUGGCUUAUGUGAUGGGGAUAAUUAUCUCAAAUCCGCAGGAUUUCUGGAAGUUGAUCUUGAUUUCCUUUAUGGCGGUAACGGUGGCCGCGUUGCUCUAUAGUGUGCAUCUGUAUCGUGUCCGUAAGCACCUGAUUCACUAUGAGAAGCUGCUGAUGUGGGUUAAAUGGUCUCUAAGAUCAUCUGAAAUUGCAACUGCAAAUUGAAAUUGUAAGGCAUCUCUCUUGUCAUAUGUAUAUAUACAUAAUGGGCCCAAGAGGCAAUUAUCAGUUAACAACAUAUUGAGCCCUGAUUCUCA
Molecule: messenger RNA, 1870 nt
Organism: Tripterygium wilfordii
Lineage: Eukaryota; Viridiplantae; Streptophyta; Magnoliopsida; Celastrales; Celastraceae
Product: solute carrier family 40 member 2-like
Exons: 8
Coding region: 252-1778 (508 amino acids)
Biological process (GO): iron ion transmembrane transport
Cellular component (GO): membrane
Molecular function (GO): iron ion transmembrane transporter activity
Source: RefSeq, a predicted model, not a curated record